AAGGGACAGUACUACAGGGUAUUUGAAUGACAUUACAUUUUUCUGUGUUAGGGAGGCGUAAACCACCAGCAACACUCUCAAAACCAGAACGGCCUGAUGAAUAUAGUGCUACUGCAUCUCCAUGGUCAGUGACGGUUCCUUUGCCAGUAUCUCCAGAGUUGCUUGAAUUAUCUAUUAGCAAGACCACAUUGGCUUUGAGACCAGCGCAGGAAACCGUGUUCUGUCAGUCCCUCCUCCCAGUGACCACUGCACAGUCUACAACCUCUACUCCUCCCUCAGGACCCCCUGCAGCUGCUGGCCAGUCUUUCUCUGGAAUCCCUGCAGCCUCUACUGGGUACCCCUCAAUUCAGCUGGAGGAGAAUCAUGCUGUUCCACCACUGCCAAGCUAUGAGCAGGAUGUGAGCCGAUGGCACUGCUCUCAACAGCAAAGAAUCUGGAUGAAAACAGAAAUGGAAGCCUUGGGACUGUGGCCAGGUUCUAGACCGGUGAGACAUCCAAUGAACAUGAUCUCCUUGUGGCGUUACCCACCUCAGCCUGAGCUUAUUGAUCCUGUCUAUGAGCUGCCAUCACCUAAAUACUUUCAACUUCAUCCAUUCUUCAUUUGGAAACCAGAGCACACCAUUAUGGAAAGAGUCCGCAACAACUACACUCUGCCAUGUCUGUACAGCUGUCCGAAUCCCCACGUUGUCUCAUCAGGAGUUGGACGACCCCGUGUCAUUAUUGGUACAAGCAGCCAGUACUACAUUCUGGCCUCUCGGCUCAGCUGUAAAGUCUGUAAAAAGUACUGGUUUGCAGACAAACCCCAAUGGAUGGACAUGCUGCCGAGUCGGUUCUGCAACAUUUUGCCAGCUUUUCUGACGCACAAGAAGGCCAUAUGUAAGACUGUGAUGGAUGAGUUGCGGCGUACAGGAAAGUCUCCCAAUGAUAUGGCCAAUCAGUUGAAUGAAGCUCUCCACCUCAGGUAUGAGCGUGCACACCUGGCUUACUUGUCUACUGUUAAGAAUGUGCUGGAUGGAGACAGUGGAAUUUACGGUCAGCAGACCAUCACAGGGGCACUAAGAGCAACAAAUACUCCUGCCUCAUUUGGUGAGUAUGGUGAUUUGGUCGGCUGGUGUGGAGUAACAGUUUCACCCCACUAUUUGGUUGACUGCCUCAUUCAGGAGUACCAUAGGCAGGAGAGCACACUCAAUCUGCUCCUCCAAGGCACAUUUGGACAAGCCUUAAGGGCUGACCAUACCCGCAAGGUGGCCCGGAAGGUUGUGCUUGCAUCAGGUACUAUGUCAUCCUAUGCUGUGAUGAAUGAAAACUGGAUGAUCUUGUCCUGGGUGAUGCUGCAGUCUGAAAGUGAUAAAUCCCUGCAGCCAAUGUAUGAGGGGCUGUCUCUUCGUUACAUUUCUGCAGGACUGCCGAAAGCCAACUACCAGUGGGUUGACAGAGAUUGCUGUGCUGCCUUCAGGAUCCCAAACCCUGAGCCCCGGGAGCACCUCCUCUGGGAUUCUUGGAAGACCACUGAGGCUGUAGUGGCUGCGGCAACCUCUGGGCAUCUCAUCAACACCUGUGCCUCCCGCGAAAAAUAUAACAGCGACAUCAAAAUCAAGCUGGACUUGUUCCACUGCAUGCGGCGGUUCUCCAGAGAGUGUGUGUCAGAGCACCAUCCACUGCACAGUGCUUUCUGCAAGUUUCUGUCAGCAGCUUUUAGUGUUGUGGACCAGACGGACCUACAAAGACUGAAGCAGGCUUAUGUCUUCUGUGGGAUAGUGCCUGCAAAUCCAACAAAGCAGCACAUCAGGGAGCACUGCCGCACCAGGGUUCCACACCCCAAAGAGCUACUGGAGAGAGUGGAGAGCGUUCUCCAAAGAUUCUUUUUAGAAUGUGAUCCUGAUGGUGUGCCACUGUUCAAACCAUCGAUGUUGAAGGUGUGGAGGAUUCAGCGAGUCCACAUCCUCAGAGGCUGCCUGAGUGACCCAGAGGUUACAGAUGGGAUCCUCUAUAGGCAUGGUGGAACGGUCCAGCUGAACCAUGUGAAGGGGGAGGCGGCAGCUGUACCUGUGUGGAUCCCUGUGAGAGGCACUUCUCAGCAGGAGGGGUUCCAUUUCCAUCAGGCCAGAUGGGUCACAGGCACUCAGGUAUCCACAGAACUAUUCCAGGCACAGGGCAUGAUUGGAGUGGCUCGUUGGAAUUUCCAGCGCCUUGUAGACCUGAAGCAGCCUGGAGUGAAGCUGCCUGCAGUUUUUGAUCCUGUGCUGAUCAUGGAACUGAACAAGCUCUCAGACAUGGUGACAGGCCAGGCCAAGUACCCUGCCUUACUUGUCUCACAGACAGACACCAGAGAAAGGUUUGGACUGCAGUAUGUGGAGCCUGGUUGUCGUCCUGUCCCCCUAGACUGGGCCAAGCACAAGUCCCAGAAGGUACCUGUUGCAGGGGAGGGAGAGCAUCAGUCCUCAGAGCCGUCUGCUCUCAGUGAGAGAUUCCCACCUGAUGACCCACCUGAGGAGGUGAGGGAAGAACACUUUGCUCAGGAUGACAUCUUUGGUGUGGCUUCUCUUGGCUCACAAACAAUGAUCCAGCCUUUGCAGCCCACCAAAUUAAAAGAUGAGAUGACACCACCACUGCCCUUUGCUCCCUCUCCACGAGCUGCUCGCACAGGUCCCAUCAAGGCAGGCGGUCUACUUUUUGUCCUGGACCAUUUUCGGUGGACAAAGCCCAUGAGGGAUUCCAUUGAUGGCCUUCUGGCAAAGUACCAUGGGCAGAAAGACCUUCUCACCCAGGUGGAUGCAGAGUAUGCUGCCCUUGUGCAGGCUGCCUCCAGGGAUCCCAAUAGCCUCUUACACCCCACCACGAAACAGCAUAUCUCACGUUAUGUGAAACACCUGGCCAAGAUAACGAACAGAAGUUCAUCCCUGAACACCAGUUCAGAGAAGCUCCUGGAGACCCAGAAGCUGUGGCAUCACCUCACAGAAGGUAGUGAAACUGUAAGUGUUCCAGUGGUAACCCUCCCACCUGCCCCAGUGAACCCACCCAGUAAUAAGCCCCAGGAGUUACCACUAACUAAGGGUGAGGUUGAACAAAUGGUGAAAGAGAUUGUGGAGAAACAACAGCAACAGCAGCCUGUUACAAAGAGGACACGGAACUGUCUUGCUUGUGGCCAGCCAAAGUCACGUUACCUUGGUGAUGGGUCCUCCAUUCAUUUUUUUUAUCAGUCUGGGGAUGUGAAGUACUUUUACUGCUCUACAAAGGUACACCAGAUGUAUGCAGCGGAAGGCCUCACCAAUCCUCGAAUGCCAUUUGCUGACUUUGCUGAAACACCUUUUUUUAAACGAGAGCUACAGGCCGCAAAGCAGCGUUCUGCAGAGACAAGACAGGUAAUAGAGGAGCGGAGAAAGAGAAAGUCCAUGGAGCAGCAUCCCACUGGUCGCCUCUGUAGGUUCUGCCACAAGCCACUAAAACAAGGCCCAGAGAGUCCACACAUACACACUGGGUUCCCUGGUGUGGCAGGGAAAUAUGUCUAUUGUCCUGCCAGAGUGUUUUCCUUAUAUCAGACAGAGGGGAUGACUCACGAGAUGACUUGGGGAGAGUUCUGUCAGUCUUCCUUUUAUGAGACUGAAAGGAAGAGAUGGGCAGCAGAAAAGGGAAAGUGACUGCCCUCAUGUUUCCUGGUUUUAAAUGAAUGUUUAGAUGAAGCAUCCUCUGUCAAGACCCAUCCUCCGCAGAGUAGGUCACCCUAAAGACGGUCUCAGUCCACCAAAACAUCACACCAGACACUUUGACAGCGGAGGAUCAAAGGUCAGAAGGGUUUCUUCCAGAUGCAGGUAAAUAAAUUAUUCAUACAGGCACUUAUGUGUGUAAACUGUCUGUCUCAUAUGUGCACAUAACACCAAGACAAAUAUUGCAAUAAAGUAAUCCUGUUCAUCUUCUGUAGAACACCACACCAUCGGCCAUAACUGCGUCCCUCGUUCAGCUCACACUGGACCCCUCAGAACGGCUGGUCUUCGUGUUGGACCAUAGAUGGACAGAUCUGCUGAGAAUUGCCCGUGAAGAUCUCUUGGCAACGCACCAUAGGAGCAAGGAUCUUCUUCAACAGGCCGAAGGCUUGUUUUUUGUUGUUGUUGUUUUUCUAUGUUUUCCACAACUUUAAAUUGUAUUAUUAUUAAUAUUAUUGUAGCUGUUGUUGUUUAGUCUACAAUUUUAAAUUAUUUAAUUUAUUUCCAGUUGUUAAAUAAAACAUCAGAAGUAUUGGCCUUGUUUACACUGUACUUUAGUGUGUUAAUUAAUUGUAUUGACUUUGUAUUGUUAUUUUAUCUUGCUCAGUUUUGUAAACACUAAAUGUUAGUAAUGGCUAAUAUUAAACUCUGUAAAUAAUUAUUUUAUUUAAAAUACUCUACCAGUCAAAUGUUUUUCAGCAGAAAGAUUUGUAAUGUUUUUUGAGGAGUCUCUUCUGCUCACCAAGCA
This is a messenger RNA of Carassius auratus (goldfish), 4449 nucleotides long. RefSeq lists its product as uncharacterized. The coding region runs from base 27 to 3638 and encodes 1203 amino acids. The transcript has 7 exons. The record is from RefSeq and is a predicted model, not a curated record. Lineage: Eukaryota; Metazoa; Chordata; Actinopteri; Cypriniformes; Cyprinidae.